This is a messenger RNA of Candida tropicalis MYA-3404, 3813 nucleotides long. It is a transcript of the gene SLA1, whose product is annotated as cytoskeletal protein-binding protein. Gene Ontology annotation, molecular function: cytoskeletal protein binding; identical protein binding; ubiquitin binding. Bases 1 to 3813 code for a protein of 1270 amino acids. The record is from RefSeq and is a predicted model, not a curated record. The transcript has a single exon. Lineage: Eukaryota; Fungi; Ascomycota; Pichiomycetes; Serinales; Debaryomycetaceae.
AUGCUGUCGAUAUACAUUGGAGUAUAUAAAGCAUUGUAUGACUACACUGCACAAGCAGAUGAAGAGUUAACCAUACAAGAAAAUGAUCUAUUGUAUUUGUUAGAGAAAUCGGAUAUUGAUGAAUGGUGGAAAGUUAAAAAGAGAGUGAUAGCAACUGGAGAUGAAGUUGUUGAUGAACCUUCUGGUUUAGUACCAUCAACAUAUAUCGAGGAAGCACCAGUAAUUAAAACCGCUACUGCAUUGUAUGAUUAUGAGAAACAAACUGAUGAAGAACUUUCUUUCAAUGAGAAUGAGAAGUUUUACGUUUAUGAUCUCAAUGAUCCAGAUUGGAUAUUAGUUGGUGACUUACAAAAACAAAAGUUUGGGUUUGUUCCUUCAAAUUAUAUUCAAGUUGAUGAGUCGACUGCUCAAGCACAAGCUCCAGUUCAGCCACAACAACAGUUUCAACAACCACCGCCACAACAACAGCAACAAGUCCCACCACAGCAGAUUAAUAUUCCAGCUGCUGUGAGUAACUUUCCACCUCCACCAGUUCAUAAAGAUAGAACUCCUGAUUUUCCACCACCUCCUGUUCACAAGGAUAGAACCCCAGUUGGUGGUCCACCUACGCCGGAAAAGGAUUACCCUCGUGCCUUUGAACAAGAUAAUCGUCCAGGAUAUCAAACUUCAAGAAGUUAUAGUGGCCAACAAGAAGAAUACGAGGAAGUCGAAGAAGAAGAAGCUCCACCUCCAAUGCCAACUAGACCUUCUGGUUCUAAUGUAGCAGAACCCGAACCAGUUGUUGGCUCAUCAUCAAACUAUGAAGAGGAAGCCGACGUUGAUAAUGAAGGUAAUAAAACUCAUACCUAUGAUGGUGAAUUCUUUACUUGGUAUAUCGAUGAAGUUGAUGGACGUAAAAAAAGAGCCAUUAAGCUUUCAAUUGGUCAAGGAUUAGUCAUUAUCAAACCAAACACAACCAACCCAAAGAGAUUAAGAUUAAGAUCUUCAUCAUCUUUAGAUAAUCAAUGGAGAAUCAAAGACUUGGUAACAUUCAGUCAUGAAAAGAAGCAUGUUUUCUUGGAAUUCAAAAACCCAGCCACUUCUUUAGAAUUGCAUGCUGGAUCUAAAGAUGUCGCACAAGCAAUUAUGGCAAUAUUAGGAGACUUAAAGGGUGCCGAAUCUGCCCAUGGCUUGAAAGAAGUUGCUAGAGCUUCACAGGCAUCUACUAAUUCUAAGAACAGAAAGAUUGGUCGUUUGCUUUAUGACUUUGAAGCUCAAGGUUCAGAUGAAUUGAAUUGCAGAGAAGGUGAUGAGGUUUACAUUGUUGAUGAAAAGAAGUCCAAAGAUUGGUGGAUGGUUGAAAAUGUUGAUACUGGUAAACAAGGUGUCGUCCCAUCCACCUACAUUGAAAUUGUUGGAACUUCCAAUUUAGAUAAAUUAACUGAUGGACCGUUGAGACGCAAAUCAGGCAGAUCUAAAGGUAGGGUUGUCGAUGGUAAAGAGAAACGUUAUCACAGUAGAAAUAGAGAAGAGCGUGAUAGAAUUAGAGAAAAAGAUAGAGCUCAAAGAGAUAAACAGGCUGCCUCAAAUCGUGACAAUGAUCAACACGAUAAGGACAAAUCAAUGCCAAAUUAUCAUAGAGUUAGAACAUGGAUCGAUAGUUCUGGUACCUUCAAGGUCGAAGCUGAAUUUUUGGGUUGUAUUGAAGGUAAAGUACACUUGCACAAAACUAAUGGGGUCAAGAUUGCCGUUGCAGCUGAAAAAUUAUCUGUUGAAGAUCUUGAAUAUGUUGAAAGAGUCACUGGUACUUCAUUAGAAAGUUACAAAGAACAAGUUAUGAAACAACAAGCUAAAAGAGCAAGAUCUAAGAGCAAGUCAGGUGCUGCAAAUGUGUCUAGUCCUACUGAACCUAGACGUGCCCCUUCAGGUACCGCAGUCAUUAAUGAUGUUGGUCCACCACCACCAAAACCAACAAGACCACAAGGUACCACUAAAGAAGGUGUUCCUGCAUAUGAUUGGUUUGAUUUCUUCCUUGAAUGUGGUGUUGAUAUUGGUAACUGUCAACGUUAUACCCUUAACUUUGAACGUGAGCAAAUGGAUGAAAAUAUUUUGGAAGAUAUUUCCCCUUCUUUGUUGAGAACUUUGGGAUUGAGAGAAGGUGAUAUUAUUAGAGUUAUGAAAUUCUUGGAUAAUAAAUUUGAUAGAAAGAGUCGCUCAGAAGAACCACAACCAAGUGGUGGAUUAUUUAUUGACAAUAAUGGUGCUUUGAAAAACAAUAGCACCACUGAAGUAUCAAAAGUUACUGCUGGUGCUUUACCUUCACCAGUUAAAGUUCAAGCUAGUACACCAUCUCCGGCUCCUCCAGCUGCUCCAGAACAAGCUACAAAAUCUGCUAACAAGAUUGAAGAUGAUGCGUGGGCUAUGAAACCAGCUGCUAGAUCUAGUGAAGAUCUUCUUAAAGCUCCAUCUCAACCACAAUCAAAUUCACAACCUCAAACACCACAAUAUACUGGUGCGUUGUCUGAUCUUGUUAACAUCAAACCAGUUGAAACUAAAAAUGUCCCAUCUAAACCAGAACAAGCUCCAGCUGCUCCAGUGCUUCAACCAAAUAAGACUGCUCAAAAUCCUCCUACAGUUGUUCCUCAACAAAAGACCGGUACACUUGUUCCUGCUCAACGAACUGGUGGUUUAAUUCCAGUUCAAAGAACAGGUGCCGGUUUGGUUCCAAUGACAACCGGUGGUUUAUUACCUGCUCAACCUACUGGAUUUGUCCCAAUUACUGCUCAACCAACUGGUUUCAUUCCAAUUCAAGCAACUGGUAUUUUACAACCCCAAGUCACAUUUGGAAUCAUUCCAUUACAACCGGGUGUUACAACUUUUAACAUUCAAAAAACUGGACCAGAGAGAACAGCCAGCGCACCACCAGCCACUACAUUUGGACAACAACCAACAUUCCAACCAACUUUUGUUCCUUUGCAAACUGGUAAUGUGACUAUGCCUCAAACUACAUUUGGCGCUCCGAUGAUUGGUCAGCUCACUGGCGGAGCACCCCCACAAACCUCCUUCAACCAAACACCAUUGGUUCCAGCCCAGAGAACUGGAGGUACCCAAAUCACAGGUGGUUUUGUUCCACAAUCUAAUUUUGGUAAACAAAUUACAGGUGGUUUCAUGAAUACAAACACAGUUCUCCAACAGAUAACUGGAGGAUUACCACCACAAACCUCAUUUGGUCAAGCCCAAUUAACUGGUGGUUUGCCUCAAACCUCAUUCGGUCAAGCUCAAUUAACUGGAGGAUUACCACCACAAACUUCAUUUGGUCAAGCCCAGGUAACUGGUGGUUUACCUCAAACUAGUUUUGGACAAUCCCAAUUUACAGGAGGAUUGCCACAAACCAGUUUCACACAACCUCAAAUUACAGGUGGGUUGCCACCGCAAACAUCCUUUGGUCAGCAAUCAUUUGCACAACAAGCAACUUCAAACCCAUUCCCACAACCAGCAUUUAAUAAUUUCCAACAACAACAACAACAACAACAACCUAUGUUUAAUCAAUUCCAACAACAGCCACAACCAGAUAUGAACCAAAUGACAAACAUGUUCCAGAAUACUGGUAUUUCUGCUCCUCCUACAUUUAAUCAGCAAAUUCCAGCAUCCAUGCCUCCUACUACAUUUGGUCAACCACAAGUACAACCACAAUUUGAAGGAUUUGGCAACGCUCCUUUACAAUCACAACCUACUGGAAUGGGUUUUGGUAAUGCUCCAUUGCAAUCACAAGCUACGGGUAAUAGAAAAGCUAACAUCCUGGCUGCCACUCCAGACAAUCCAUUUGGUUUUUAA